AAUAAUUUUGAGAUUGUGACAGACGACGAUGCUGCAUUUGUUCUAAAUGUUACCCGUCUUCUUACAGUUGCAUUAGUGUCGUAUCGAGAGCAAACGCAGGCUUCUCAAGAUGAAAAACCAAGCAUUCCAAGUCUCCUGGAUGGUAUCCAGGAUUUUAACAGAGCAGAAAUUCAGAGGGAGAAGAAGUCAAAGUGGGACCCAUCACCUUCAACUCCUGCAUCCAGGCUUGCAGCUAGAGUUGCAUCUCGUCAGGAAGAAUUAGGAUUAAUACAUUUUUCUUCAAACAAAGAGUCUCCUGAAAGAAUGGAUCGUCCAGCCUCUGGCUUUAAUGCAACACGAGGCCCUGCCUCUGGCCCAAAUUCAGCACAACAGCCAGUCGGUAAAAAACCUUUGCGUCCUACUGGACCAGAUGCAUCCACUUUUGGUCCUUCAGCGCACCGUCAGGAUCCACAGAGACGCUUGUCAUUCAAUCAGCCAGCUGGAAGACCCUUAGGACCACGUAAAGGAAAUACUCAGACUGAUGCCCUUAUGAGUGCACUGGCCAAAGAUAGCAUAACAUCACGCUUCCUUUCCAGUCUGAAGGGGAUGAACAUCUUGCAAGUUGAAGCAGAGCUCCGUAAAAUAGCUGCUACAAAUCCAGCUUUCAGAGGAAUACACAUCCCAACUGUUCUCAACACUUUGGCUGAAACAGGAUACUUGGACACCAAGUACUAAAACCAGUGACAUGCUUUUAAAAUUGUUUUAUAAAGUUGGAAGAACCUAAAGAAGUGAAGUACUGAUCACUGUAACUGAAGACUGCACCUGACUAGUGUCUUGUCCUUUCCUUUUAAUCUGUAUCAUAAGUGCACCAGUAUUUCACAAGUAAUGAUAGAAGUUUACUUUAUAUAUGGAAGUAUUCAUUUAAGUCAUCUUGUUACCUGAAUUUUACAGUUGUAUGUUUUGUUUUAUUUGAUGCAGGAAUAUUUUUUCUUGUAAUAAAACAAAAUGCUAAGUA
This is a messenger RNA of Protopterus annectens (West African lungfish), 994 nucleotides long. RefSeq lists its product as uncharacterized. The record is from RefSeq and is a predicted model, not a curated record. Gene Ontology annotation, molecular function: double-stranded RNA binding; single-stranded RNA binding; zinc ion binding. Gene Ontology annotation, cellular component: precatalytic spliceosome. NCBI's taxonomy places the organism in Eukaryota, Metazoa, Chordata, Ceratodontiformes, Protopteridae.